Molecule: messenger RNA, 2085 nt
Organism: Pimephales promelas (fathead minnow)
Lineage: Eukaryota; Metazoa; Chordata; Actinopteri; Cypriniformes; Leuciscidae
Gene: rad23aa
Product: RAD23 homolog A, nucleotide excision repair protein a
Biological process (GO): proteasome-mediated ubiquitin-dependent protein catabolic process; nucleotide-excision repair
Cellular component (GO): cytosol; nucleoplasm
Molecular function (GO): polyubiquitin modification-dependent protein binding; ubiquitin binding; proteasome binding
Source: RefSeq, a predicted model, not a curated record
GCCUGGCUUUCCAACCGAUCACCGAAGAAGAUGACGCAGCGCACCUGACAGGCUUGUUUUUAGCUUGUUAGCUAGAGAGCUACAUUUCUAAUCGCUUAUAAACUGUCCCUCGCUUUCAUAACCAAAUAUUUCCGUGGGAUAUAAAAGUGUACAAAGGUCCCGAAUCAAGAAGAAAGAAGACGACAGAGGCAGAGCAGUCAUGCAGAUCACACUGAAGACUUUGCAGCAGCAGACCAUUCAAAUAGACAUCGACGAUGACCAGACGGUGAAGGCAUUGAAAGAGAAGAUCGAGGCUGAGAAGGGCCGAGACAGUUUUCCGGUAGCGGGACAGAAGCUCAUCUAUGCGGGGAAAAUCCUGCAGGAUGACACGCCCAUCAAGGACUACAAAAUCGAUGAGAAGAACUUUGUGGUGGUGAUGGUGUCAAAGACGAAAGCAGCAGGACCACCCGCCCCACCCUCAGAACCACCCAAAUCUGUCGCAGCGUCUUCCUCUUCCUCAUCUCCUCCUCCUCCUCCGGCCCCUGCAGCCAUCCCCAUCCCGAGUGACGAGCGUUCAGAAGACCCGCCUGCAACCGUCUCACCUGUACAGAGUCCCGAAGAUCGCACAGGUCAGGUGGCUGAUGGGGAAGAUGCGUCUUCAACAUUAGUUACAGGUCAAGAGUACGACGCCAUGCUCACAAAUAUCAUGUCCAUGGGCUAUGAGCGAGAUAAAGUGGUGGCUGCGCUCAAGGCCAGUUAUAACAACCCUCACCGCGCUGUGGAGUAUCUGCUGAAUGGGAUCCCCACUGUCCCGGUGCAGGAGACCCGUCCUGCUCCAGUCCAGCUCCCCACAGACACACAGCCCACUGAAGGCGAGAACCCCCUGGAGUUCCUGCGCUCUCAGCCUCAGUUCCAGAGCAUGAGGCAGGUGAUCCAGCAGAACCCGUCCCUCCUGCCGGCCCUCCUGCAGCAGCUGGGACAGGAGAACCCCGAACUCCUGCAGCAAAUCAGCCAGCACCAGGAGCGCUUCAUCCAGAUGCUGAACGCACCGGUGGGCGAGGGCGAGGGCGGAGAGGGGGCAGAGUUUGGAGAUCUGGGGGCUAUCGGUGACGAGGCAACGCCCGAGAGUUACAUCCAAGUGACGCAACAAGAGAAAGAAGCCAUCGAGAGGUUAAAAGCUCUUGGGUUUUCAGAAGCUCUGGCGGUCCAGGCGUACUUCGCCUGCGAGAAGAACGAGAACCUGGCCGCCAACUUCCUGCUCAAUCAGAAUUUCGAGGACGAAUGAGAGUCGUGGAGAGCUCGUGUUCCCCUCCCCUCACACACCACACAAGCACUGCAUCUACUCGGGACAUUAUUUCUUUAAGUUUACAAGUCAAGGGGCGACUGGCAGAGCGGUCGGGGACGGGGCGGAUGCAAUCACACGGUGAACAAAUUCCAAUGGAAUUGACGGCAUUUGGGUUGAAUGCACUCUAGCAUGUUGAAGGGUGUGUGUGUGUGUGUGUGUGUUCCCUUAGGGAAUAUUUGACUAAUUCAGCAUCAACGCUCUCAUCGUAGUAUUAUGGGCUGAGGAGGUUAGAGGUAGGCAUAUGCAUUUGCUUGUUUUUAGUGGGGGAAAAGGACUAAUAAUACGAGUCUAAUGGAGGAUUUUAUAUAUUUCUCUAAAACCCAGAGCUAUUUCUGUAUUUCUCCCAGCACACACCUCUAAAGAAUGUGUAUAACAAUAUAUGAAACAAAUAGCGCAUCCAAAUUCUAUAACAUUGUCCGCAACGCAAAAUGACCUGAAUCGAUGCUGUUUUGUAAAUGAAUCCAUAUCGUGUCGAAUAUCAUAAUCUGAGUGAUGAUCUUUUGAAUGUACACCGAUGGAGGAUGUCGUGAAACACAAGACUGUCCUAAUACUAAAUUUGUCUUAUUUAAAUUCAACAUGAAAUGGCGGAAAUCGCAAACUCUUUCUGUAAUGUGACGAGUUCAACCUAAUUACAAAAAUGUAGAAUGUGUCUGAAAAAUAAGGGAUUCGUUCCUUCUCGUCUGACAAGUUAUUUUGAUGAAAGAUUGCACUGAAUACCGUACGUUUCUAAGUCACAAGAAAGUGAAUAGUCAAUUUCAUGU